Molecule: messenger RNA, 1521 nt
Organism: Pelmatolapia mariae (spotted tilapia)
Lineage: Eukaryota; Metazoa; Chordata; Actinopteri; Cichliformes; Cichlidae
Product: GTPase IMAP family member 9-like
Exons: 3
Coding region: 1-1521 (506 amino acids)
Molecular function (GO): GTP binding
Source: RefSeq, a predicted model, not a curated record
AUGGCCAGCAAAUACACUCAUCUUGCAGAGCAUAAAGAACCAGAGGAACAAGAACUGAGGAUUUUGCUUCUUGGAAAAACUGGAGUUGGAAAGAGUGCAUCAGGAAAUACCAUCUUAGGAGAAAAAGCUUUUAAAUCCUCAUCAGGUUUUUCUGCAGUAACAUCAGAGUGUCAGAAGGAAACAGGUCUGUUUGAUGGUCAAAAACUGGCUGUAAUUGAUACUCCAGGUUUAUUUGACACCAAAAAAACUGAAGAGGACGUGAAGGUAGAGAUUAGUAGCUGCAUCCCACUUGCUGCUCCUGGUCCUCAUGUGUUCCUGGUUGUGAUUCAGAUCAACAGGUUCACAAAAGAAGAACAAGAAACUGUGAAAAUUGUUCAGAAUAUGUUUGGAGAACAGUCAGCAUGUUACACUAUGGCCUUGUUCACCUGUGGGGACAAUCUUGAGGCAGAUGGAGACACCAUAGAAAAAAUGAUCAAUGAUAAUCCUGUUAUCUCUGACUUCAUCAGUCAGUGCGGUGGACGAUAUCAUGUCUUUAACAACAGAAACAAAAAUCCCUCUCAGGUCAGAGAGCUGCUGAAGAAGAUCAGAUCAAUGAUUGCGAGAAAUGGAGGAGAAUACUACACCAAUGAAAUGUUCAGAGAAGCUGAGAGAGCCAUGAACAAACCAGAAGCCGACCUCAGGAUUGUUCUUGUUGGGAAGACCAGAGUUGGGAAGAGUGCAGCAGGAAACAUCAUCUUAAGGGGGGAAGUAUUUAGAUCAGCAGCUUCCUCUUCCUCUGUAACAUCAGAGUGUCAGAAGGAAACAUGUCAGUUUGAAGGUAAAACACUGGCUGUAGUUGAUACUCCAGGUCUGUACAAAACUAAGCUAACUGAAGAGGAAGUGGAGAGAGAGAUUGUUCGAUGCAUCUCCUUUGCUGCUCCUGGUCCUCAAGUGUUCCUGGUUGUGAUCCAACCAAACAGAUUCACCAAAGAAGAACAAAAAACUGUGAAAAUCAUUCAGAAGAUAUUUGGUGAACAAGCAGCUGAUUACACGAUGGCCUUGGUAAUCCAUGAAGAUGAUGUGAAGCAGGACACCAUAGAAGAAGCAAUCAAACAUCCAGAUCUCAAAGACUUUAUCAGUCAGUGCCAUGGAGGAUAUCAUGUUUUUAACAGCAGAAACAAGGAUCGCUCUGAGGUCAGAGAACUGCUGAAGAAAAUCAACACAAUGAUUAAAAGAAAUGGAGGAUGCUGCUACACCACCAAAAUGUUUGAAAAGGCGGAGAAAGCCAUAAAAACAGAGAUGGAACAACUCCAGGAAGACAAUCCAGAGAUGACGGCCAAAGAAGCAAGAUACAAAGCAGAAAGAAGGAACAACUUCACUCAGUGGAAUUGGGAUGAGACUAUUGCUGGAGAUGGUGCUAGUGUUAGUGAUGGAGUUACUGUUGCUGUUUAUGGCGGAGUUUAUACUAUUAUUUGUGCUGAAGCUAUUAAAGCUGAUCUUAGAGAUGCAAUUGAAGGUACUUCACUCUCAAAGCCUGAAUGA